AUGAAAGCCCCUAAACCGUUGCCCAUGAAGCAGUCCAACGUGGAUGAAACGGUGGCUCAGCUCAGGUCAGAGGGGCUGGAGGUCCGCGGCUGUGCCUGCCAUGUAGGCGACGAGGCGCAGCGGCGGCAGCUGGUCACCAACACACUCGAGGCCUAUGGUCCGUCCAUCGACGUGCUGGUGUCUAAUGCAGCCGUCAACCCCACCGCCGGGCCCCUGCUGUCCACCCCCUUGGAAGCCAUGGACAAGAUCCUGGACAUCAACGUCAAGGCAGCACUCGCACUCCUGCAGGCCGUCGCCCCCCACAUGCCUUCGGGGGGCAGCGUUGUGAUGGUGUCAAGUGUCACAGCAUACAACCCUCCAUUUCCCAUUGGCUUUUACGCUGUGUCCAAGACAGCACUGCUAGGGCUGGUAAAGGGGCUGGCAGCAGAAAUGGGGGCGGCUGGUGUGCGUGUGAACGGAGUGGCCCCCGGCAUCGUGCCCACCAAGUUCUCACAGGCUCUUGUGGCUGACCCCGCAUUAGAGCAGGCCCAGAUCGAAGCCACAUCCCUCAAGCGCCUUGGCACUCCUGAGGACAUUGCUGGGGCAGUAGCUUUUCUUGCAAGCAGUGAUGGCGCAUAUGUGACGGGCGAGACUCUUGUUGUGGCGGGCGGCAUGCCCAGCAAGCUCUGA
Molecule: messenger RNA, 669 nt
Organism: Monoraphidium neglectum
Lineage: Eukaryota; Viridiplantae; Chlorophyta; Chlorophyceae; Sphaeropleales; Selenastraceae
Product: dehydrogenase/reductase SDR familymember 4
Exons: 8
Coding region: 1-669 (222 amino acids)
Molecular function (GO): oxidoreductase activity
Source: RefSeq, a predicted model, not a curated record